Menidia menidia (Atlantic silverside) is the source of this 738-nucleotide messenger RNA. The record is from the annotation of a GenBank genome assembly. NCBI's taxonomy places the organism in Eukaryota, Metazoa, Chordata, Actinopteri, Atheriniformes, Atherinopsidae.
CCCCACAAGCCAAGAGGACCAAUAGCUGCCCUCUAUGCUAACCCAGGGCCUAAGUAUGCAUUGCCUUCACUUACAGGUAAUCAUCAACAUGAUCUUACCAAAAAGAAGGCACCAGUGUUUUCCUUUGGUGAACGCCAAAAGGAGCAAAAUACCAGCUGCUCACCAGGACCAAAAUAUCUGCUGCCCUCCAACAUAAGCAGACAGGGCCACCAGAGCAUGCCUGCUUUUUCAAUCCAGAGCCGUCAAAAAGAGCCGCAGUUGUUACGAGCCCCUGGUCCAGGACAGUACUCCCCAGAGUGUGGUGAGAAGUUGACCUUCUACAAGGCUCCUGCUUAUUCUCUGACUGGGAGGAGCAAAGAUCUGAGUAAUGACCCUACACCAGGUCCAGCCACAUACUCUCUGCCCCCUAUGCUGGGAUCUACAACUGUGAACAUACCUUCAGCACCCUCUUAUACACUCACUGCUCGCAGUUACACUGGGAGCUUCCUUCAGGAUCUGAAAAAGACUCCAGGCCCAGCUUCCUACAAGCCUGUGUCUCCUUAUAUAUACGGAAAGAAGCCUCCACAGCACAGCAUUACAGGCCGUAACUUUCCUCCUGAUGAGAACACAGAGAAACCCGGACCAGGAGCUUACUAUCCUGAGAAGGUGAUCUGUACCAGACCAAAAGCUCCAAGUUCAUCCUUUGGAUUGCGUCAUUCCCAAUAUGUCCUACCCGUCAUCGUUAAUACUGAUGAUAAA